AAACAAACCCAAGACGAGACACCCUCACCACGGUGUGACACUUAUACACACACUGAAAACAUUUAACCAAAUUUUAUUUUGGAAAAGGAAAUAACUGAGCACAGAGCAGAGCCAGCGCAGCACUAGAGCAGAAACCAACCAAACAUGCAUCAAGUGGUACACAGCAGAAACCGGUGUUGCUCUGCGUAGAAGUGUUACCUACACUGUGCAGGUGCCUUCCGCCAUGGAAACUGCUCAUGCUGGCCGGCGUCUGGUGAGUCAAUGCUGCUGUCUCCCCACAUCUUUGCUAGGGCACCACUUUCUGUAACCUUUUGUUGCUUGUCAUGUGUUGGGUUUGGUUGAGGAUGGAUUUUGAGAGAUGGUGUAUCAAGUCUUUAAAAACUGCUUAGUAACUUAUUUUUUUCCAUCUGCCCGACAGUAAAUGUUUAACCCAUAUGACUGUGGAGUCACUAUCUCACCUGCUGAUGUUUUUUUUUUUUUUUAUUGUCUCUGUGUGUUGUGGACCUUGUCCAUCAACAGUUUGUGUGCUCUGAUGCACUCAGUACUCCAUGAAGUCUUCCUCAGGCUGCCAGGAUGCAAUGGAGUCUUCAAGUUUUACUUUCAAUCCAAAGGAAGGGAUUGAUAAUCCAGCUCUAGUCAUCAAUGAUGAUCCUGAGCCUGAUCCAAGCAUGGUGCCUAAACUGUGCCAUCUGAAGCGACUGGAGGGACAGUGUUUUGGUUUCCACCUACUGAUAGACCAGAGUCAUGGACUUGAGAUCAGAGAUGUAGAGCUGUGUAGUCCUGCAGAGCACAGUGGCCUCAGGGAUGGAGACCGUGUGCUGGAGGUGAAUGAGGAAUAUGUGGACCACACUGACUUCUCCAGGGUUGUGAGGAAGAUCCAGUUAUGUGGCUUACACCUGUUUCUCCUUGUGCUUGGAAGAAAAGAGUACGAACAGGCAGUGUCUAUGGCCAUGGACUUGCAAAUGCUGGCUAAAGCCUCCAAAGGGGACCACUGGUCCAGACCCAGACUGUGUCACAUCAACAGACACCCAGAGCAUGGGCUCGGGAUGACCAUCACCUCAAUAAAUGGUCAGAAGGGCCAGUACAUGGUGAGCACAGUGGUUGAUGGUCCAGCAGAGAAAGCUGGUGUCUGCACUGGAGACAAACUUAUCUGGAUCAAUGGAGUAACAGUGUCAGCGCUCACACAGCCCACUCUCAAGAAAAUUUUGCGGAAGAGUGGGGACUCACUCACAGUGCUGGUCAUUAACAGUGUCGGUGAGUCCUGCUAUAUUAGGAGAAAGAUGCCCAUCCUGCCUGUGGUGGCAGACAGCUGCAGUCUUCCCCAUCAUCCCAAGUUCAUGCAUCUUGUGAAAGGAAGCAAUGGAUAUGGCUUCCUGCUGAGGCAAGAGAGGCUGUCGCAGAGGAUAGUUCAUGUGCUGAGAGAGGUGGAUGCAGGGAGUCCUGCUGAGGCUGCAGGGAUGGAAGACGGAGACCUGCUUGUGGCUGUCAAUGGGGAACUUGUUGAGUCCUUGGAACAUGAGGACAUUGUCCAAAAGAUUAAACAGAGUAAUGAUGAAGUCAUCCUCACCUCUGUGUCAAUGCCUGGAAGAGACUUUUACAGAAUGUUAGGCAUUUCACCCAUGUUUUUUCAUGAUGAAUGCAAUCUCCACUGGAUGAAUAAAAGAAGGCUGACACAGGACAGAGAAGAGAUGGGCUCUGGUUUCCAUCCAUACUGUGUGGAGGUAACUACAAAGCCAUCAGAGAGAACAAAUGAUGCUUUCUUGUGAGGACCCCAGCCUAAAUGACCCUUGCCAUCAGCAGAACGAGAAAGUGGAGGUGCUGUUCAAUCAUUUGUGUGAAAAUUCUUGUAACAUACUGUACGAUAUAUGCUGUGAAGAAUCACAUAUUGUCUCAAUUUAUUAACUGUAUCUUCAAAUACUGUUUUGUCAUGGUUCCUAUGCGAUUUACAGUGUUUCUCUACUACUGUAUUACACUGCUUCUGGAUAUACUAAUUCAUUCAUAUUAAAUGUCUUUCAUCCAAAUCAUCA
Messenger RNA from Mugil cephalus (flathead mullet), 2027 nucleotides. Its product is annotated as Na(+)/H(+) exchange regulatory cofactor NHE-RF3-like. NCBI's taxonomy places the organism in Eukaryota, Metazoa, Chordata, Actinopteri, Mugiliformes, Mugilidae. Gene Ontology annotation, biological process: protein localization to plasma membrane. The transcript has 11 exons. Gene Ontology annotation, cellular component: apical plasma membrane. The coding region runs from base 549 to 1766 and encodes 405 amino acids. The record is from RefSeq and is a predicted model, not a curated record. Gene Ontology annotation, molecular function: signaling receptor binding; protein-membrane adaptor activity.